AUGACCAGACGGCAGCAUACCAGACUUUCGCGACCGGUGCCUCAACCGGGCUCGAACACUUCGACAACCUCCAAUGCAUCACAAGUCACAGCCCUCAGACGGCCGAUCCAGCGAGCAUGGUGGAAAGAAAGCAUCGUCUACCAGAUCUAUCCAGCAUCAUUCAAGUCAGCGCGUUCCACUGUCGACAAGACCGAUGGGACAAUAAAAGGCGACAUCCGCGGCAUCAUUCAACAGCUCGACUACCUGUCCCACCUCGGUGUAGACAUCAUCUGGCUGAGCCCGAUCCUGCAGUCGCCGCAGGUAGACAUGGGCUAUGACAUUUCCGACUAUCGCGCCAUCGAUCCUCUGUACGGCACGAUGGAGGACCACGACGCGCUGGUCGCAGGCCUACACGACCGCGGGAUGAAGUAUGUCAUGGACCUCGUGGUAAACCACACGUCAGACCAGCACGCGUGGUUCCAGGCUUCGCGCUCGUCGAAAACGAACCCGUAUCGAGACUGGUAUUUCUGGCGCCCGCCGCGGUACUGUCUCAAAACAGGUGAGCGUCUUCCGCCGAAUAACUGGGAAUCCUUAUUCGGCGGGUCGGCAUGGGCCUUCGACGAGAUCACGGGCGAGUAUUACCUGCAUCUUUUCGCAACAGAGCAGCCCGACCUGAACUGGGACAACCCUGCGGUCCGUAAGGCGGUGCACGACCUCAUUCGCUUCUGGCUGGACAAGGGCGUCGACGGCUUUCGCAUGGACGUCAUCAACUUAAUUUCUAAAGAGCCUGGUCUGCCCGAUGGUAAAAUUGUCAGGCCGGGGUUUCUGCAAUCGGGGCUUCAGCAUUAUGCAUGCGGCCCGCGCCUGCACGAGUACCUUCGAGGCAUCGGGUCGAUAUUGCGGGAGUACGACGCCUUCAGCGUUGGUGAAAUGCCAGGAGUCUACGACACCAAGGAGGUCCUCAAGGCAGUGGGUCAAGACCGCGGCGAGCUCGCUAUGGCGUUCCAGUUCGACAUCGUGCGCCUGGACGUCGCGACGGACAAGCCCUCGAAAUGGUAUCAUCGGGAUUUCGACCCCAAAGACCUGCGACACGUGGUGGCCAAGUGGAACUCGUUCAUGUUGCAGAAUGGCGGCUGGCACGCCCCCUUUAUGGAGAAUCACGACCAAGGCCGGUCCAUCUCGAGAUAUUGCGACGACUCCGACAAGUACCGCAGCAAAUCGGCGAAAUUGCUCGCGGCACAUAUGGGCUUGCAGUUCGGCACCGUGUUUGUGUACCAGGGCCAGGAGCUUGCCCAGAUCAAUGUGCCCGAGUCGUGGGGCUUGGAGGAAUAUAAAGACAUUGAAGUGGUCAAUCACUGGAAGGAAGUCCUCGAGGAAUUCCCGGAUGACAAGGAGAUGCAGGAGAAAUUCAAGAAGCAGUAUCGCCUGAUUGGAAGGGAUUGUGCCAGGACACCGAUGCAGUGGACGCCUGAUGAGAAGACGUACGCAGGGUUUCUGGCGCACAAUGCGCCUGAGAGUGUCAAGCCGUGGAUGUCGGUGCAUCCGGAUCACAAGGUGUGGAAUGCCGAAGCGCAGGUGGCCGAUGAAAAUAGUGCUUUCCACUACUGGCGCAGGAUUCUGAGGCUUCGCAAGGAGUACAAGGACAUCUUCGUCUAUGGGGGCUUUGAAAUGUUGGAUAUGAAACACCCGUUCGUCGUUGCGUAUGUGAGGAAAGAUGAUUCGCCAGCCACAGAACAGGUUGCUGCGAAGAAGAAAUGUCUCGUGUUGGCGAAUUUCUCCGCUAAGGAUAUCUGGUGGACUGUACCAGUGCAGGCGGCAGACAUCUUGAUUGAUGAGUCUGCUGGUCUGAAGUCUGGUGCUGUGGUCCAAGAGUUGAGGAAUUAUAUUGAGGACGGAGAUGGAGCCAUAGAAGCCAAGAGGCAGUCGGAGGGACUGUGGAGCAUCAAGCUCAGGCCUUGGGAGGUCAUUGUAGCCAUGACUUGA
This is a messenger RNA of Exophiala viscosa, 1962 nucleotides long. RefSeq names its product trehalose-6-phosphate hydrolase. The coding region runs from base 1 to 1962 and encodes 653 amino acids. Gene Ontology annotation, molecular function: sucrose alpha-glucosidase activity; alpha-amylase activity; oligo-1,6-glucosidase activity. The transcript has a single exon. Gene Ontology annotation, biological process: sucrose catabolic process; maltose catabolic process. NCBI's taxonomy places the organism in Eukaryota, Fungi, Ascomycota, Eurotiomycetes, Chaetothyriales, Herpotrichiellaceae. The record is from RefSeq and is a predicted model, not a curated record.